Messenger RNA from Thamnophis elegans (Western terrestrial garter snake), 2830 nucleotides. It is a transcript of the gene FJX1, whose product is annotated as four-jointed box kinase 1. Bases 228 to 1568 code for a protein of 446 amino acids. Gene Ontology annotation, biological process: cell-cell signaling. The record is from RefSeq and is a predicted model, not a curated record. The transcript has a single exon. Lineage: Eukaryota; Metazoa; Chordata; Lepidosauria; Squamata; Natricidae.
AGGCUGGGGCAUCCGUCCGGAAUCGGGGUUCCUCCUCCUCACACGGGGUCCUCCCUGCCGGCCUUUUAGGCAGGCUCCUGCCUGACUCUGGAACCGGCCACCGGCAGCCACCAUGAACCAAGGCAGCCCCGAUCGGUGGAGCCGCGGGGUAGCGCAGCUACCGAGUCCCGGAGCGGCGGACUGAGAUCGCGGCAGCCUCCAAGCUCAGCACCAGCCGCGGGAGGAGAAUGCAACGAGGGGGUCUGGCCCGGCUGGGCUCCGUGGCCGUGCUCUGGCUGCUAGCUUUGGCUUCCUUGGCGGGGCUGUGGAGUGGACGGAUUGGGGACCCGAGAACGAUCGAACUGAAGUUCCCACAGGAGCGAGCCGACUCGGCGUUCGGCAGCAUCCAAGUGGCGCCGGCAGCACCGAGCCGUCCCCUCCAGACAAGUCGCCUCCAAGCCGCCCAGAAAACUUUCCGAGCCCUGCUCACGCUGCCGGGACAGUCGACGGAGCUUCAGGAGGGGCAGGGAGAAAGCGGGCAGGAGCCGCCGCUUCCUUCGGCUCGCCCUCGGCGGGAGAGGCAAGGAGCAAUGGGAGCCGAGGAGCAGUUUCCCUUCUUGCCGGUGCGCGGCGGGGUUUUUUGGAGCCAGACCUUGGAGGCUCAGGUGCCGCCGGGCUUUCCGGCGGAGGAGACCGCCUCGUGGCUGCGGGCGGCCCGGGAAGCGCGCGUCGUGUCGCUCGAGCGCGGCGGCUGCGGUCGCAGCUCCAACCGGCUGGCCCGGUUAUCGGACGGGAGCCGCGCCUGCGUGCGCUACGGCAUCAACCCGGAGCAGAUCCAGGGCGAGGCGCUUUCCUAUCAUCUGGCCGGGCUACUGGGCAUUCAAGAGCGGCUGCCGCCUCUGGCUCUCUCCCGGGUGGAAGCCCGCGGCGGGCAGUGGGCGGAAGUGCGCGACGAGCUGCGCGGCUCUCAUUGGGCCGAGGGGGCCGUGGUGAGCCUGGCGCGGUGGGUGGACAAUCUGACCGACGUGGUGGCCCCCGCCCCUUGGCAAACCGAGGCGGGGGUGCCGGCGGCCGGCCGGAGGUUGCAGCCCCUGUCGGUGGGGGAGCUGAGAGGCCUCAGCCAGGCGCAGCUGGUGGAGCUGGUGCAAUGGAGCGACUUGAUUCUCUUCGACUAUCUCACGGCCAACUUCGACCGGCUGGUCAGCAACCUGUUUAGCCUCCAGUGGGACCCCCGCGUCAUGCAUCGGGCCACCAGCAACCUGCACCGGGCCCCCAAUGGGGGAUUGGUUUUCCUCGACAACGAGGCCGGCCUGGUGCACGGCUACCGGCUGCUGGCCAUGUGGGACAAAUACAACGAGCCUUUGCUGCGCUCCGUCUGCGUCUUCCGCGAGGCCACCGCCCAGAGAGUGCGGGAGUUGCACCGCUUGCGCAACGCGGCGUCCGAGCUGCUCAGGCUCUACAGGACUCGGGAGCCUCUGGCCGAGAUUCUCGGCUUCCUCUCCGACCAGCAAGCCCAGAUGCUCCAGGAGCGGAUCGACUUUGUCCAUAAGCACAUUUUGCACUGCAAAGCCAAGGCCACCGCUCCGUGAUGCUCUUUGCCUUGGUGAAACCGCCUGGAUUUAUGAGACUCAGAAGAGAUUCAAGAAUGGGGAGAAGAACGCCUGAAGGGGCUCUUUCCCGCUAUUUAAGGGCCGGGGAUCAAUAUCCCUAAAGGAAAUUAAGGCUGGAAGCCCCCCUCUUGGGGGUUGACAGGAACCUCUCCCAUCAGAAUGGUCCUAAGAUUUCACAGAGGAAUAUAUGUGGCAAGCCCAGCUAAAAAUGAACAUGAUUCAGAGUUCUGUUUUGUGAGGAUGAAUAGCCAGUAGCUGAACUAGUUCUUGUCUCUCAGAUACUUUGUUCCUGGAAUCUAUCUGCAGAAUGUGAUCCUUCUUUACCUGACACUCCUAGUGUUAAGUUUCCAGCUCCUGAAGAAAAAGCGCCUUGCUGCCAAUUUCGCUCCUCUUGUGACCACUGGGAAGGCCUGGGUAUUUGGGAGAGAUGCACUCACAUGGCCUUCUGCACCCUGGGAGCCUCCUAGAUGCAUUGAACCACAUCUUACACCAGGCCCCAGCUGGCAUGUUGGCCCAGGGUGAUAGAAGUUGUAAUCCUGUUCACAGGAGGGUGCCAUAUUAAAGCUGGAUUAAAAUGUCAUAACACCCCCCACCCAUUUUUAAGUAUUAGAUGUAACAAUGCCCCCUUCCUCAUCUGCACUAUUGCCUAUUACAGAAAAGGUCAAAAAUAUCUUCCCAGUCUGCAGUUUUUGUUAGAAUUGCUGUGAAGAUGCUGAGUAGCCGGGAGUUAGAAACAUAACUGAGUUUCAGAGGUGAUUCAUGUCUUUGAUAUAAUCUAUACAUAAAAAAUAGAUUUAUCUGUCACUGUGUCAUUUCCCUUACCAGGAAAAUUAAAAGGUCCUGUACAAAAGCUAUGGUUGGCAUUUAAAUGAACCACCUCCCUUGUCCUUCCAGUGGGCAUCAAGAGUGUGUUUCUUUGUCACACCCUUAAAAAAAGCCUCCACAAAAGUUAAUUUAAUAUCUAGAUAUUGUAGCUCCACUUAACAGAACAGCAUUUUUAGUGAAUUUCCUGUCGGCAUGGACAGCGACAAAGUCAACAGUUGUAAUAAAUGUGCAGAAAAGUCACUGUUGUUAACACCUUUUAUCUCUUAACAGUCAGAAGCAUUUGACAAAAAAAAAGUGGUUCCACAGCAUUUCUGUUUUAUAUGUAACCCAGUACUGUAUAAUAAAAUGGGGUGGGGGAUUUCCAGGUUUAUAGUAUUGUCAGUGUAGUAAAAUUUUGAUGCAUUAAUUUGGAGAAG